Messenger RNA from Trichomycterus rosablanca, 8483 nucleotides. Its product is annotated as dynein axonemal heavy chain 8-like. The transcript is spliced from 53 exons. Gene Ontology annotation, biological process: microtubule-based movement. Gene Ontology annotation, cellular component: axonemal dynein complex. NCBI's taxonomy places the organism in Eukaryota, Metazoa, Chordata, Actinopteri, Siluriformes, Trichomycteridae. Bases 16 to 8391 code for a protein of 2791 amino acids. The record is from RefSeq and is a predicted model, not a curated record. Gene Ontology annotation, molecular function: minus-end-directed microtubule motor activity; dynein light intermediate chain binding; dynein intermediate chain binding.
GAGUUCUGUGUUCUGAUGAAGGUGAUGAUACCGAGUCUUGAUAAGAUCCAGCAAGCAAUCAUUCACCUGGUGCAUCUGGUGCUGGAGGUGAGCCGCGGCGUGGCAUGCUGGAAACAGGAUUGCCGCUCAGACGACGUUGGAAAGUCUGGAUCUGGGCGGCUGAGGAACUUCUUCCAGAGUGUUUCUGAAAACAAGAAUGUGUGCAAGCCUGUAGGACUUCUAAUGUCAGGGGUGAACCUCCUGGGUAAACAGCCCGGAGAUGUGCUCAGUCAGUUCAGAGCCUUCAAAGUAAUCUGGGAUCAGGACCGAGACGACCAAGUCAAGGAAUUCAUCAGUAGCAACCCCGACCUAUACCUGAUAAAGGAGCAAAUUUUACACUAUGAAACGGUUGAACAGGAGAUCGCGGACAUCACGCCCAUCGUCGUUUUAGGUGGAAUGGAAUUGUCAACAGCUCCACUGAAGAUGUCCCUGAGUGUGGAAGCGAAAGCCUGGAAACUGAUGCUGUGCAAGUACGUACAAAAGGAAUACAAGAAGAAGCUGAUGGACAUGAUCGCUUUCAUUAGUGAGCAGCAAAAAAAACUCUCACGCCCUAUAGCUGACCUGGACGACGUGAGAUUCGCUAUGGAAGCCCUGUCCAAUAUCCGGGACUCAGAAAUUAUAAUGGACAUGACCAUGGGGCCCAUCGAGGAAGCCUAUUCUAUACUAAACAAGUUUGAAGUGGAAGUGACGAAGGAGGAGGCCGAGGGUGUGGAUACACUAAGAUACUCUUUUGCUAAACUGCAGUCCAAAGAGAGAGCAGUCCAGCAUGAACUGGUCAGUGCGCAGCCCAAGUUGAAAGAGAAUCUCCUGGAAUCAGUCGGCACGUUUCAGAAUGACUUGAUGACUUUCGGCCAGAAGUAUGAAACGGAAGGCCCGAAUGUUUCAGGCAUUUCACCUGAGGAGGCCAGCAUCAGACUUCAAAUCUUCCAGACUGGGUUUGAUAACCUGUGGAGGAAGUUCACCACAUAUUCUUCUGGAGAACAGUUGUUCGGCCUGCCCGUCACUGAAUAUGAUGUUCUACAGAAAGCUCGGAAAGAGCUCGGGCUUCUUCAGAAGCUGUACGGCCUCUACGAUGCGGUCAUGAAUAAGAUCAGCGGCUAUUACGAAAUCCUCUGGACCGAAGUGGAUAUUGAAAAGAUCAACACGGAGCUUUCAGAAUUCCAAACCAGAUGCCGAAAGCUCCCUAAAGGACUGAGAGACUGGCAGGCGUUUUUAGAUCUGAAGAAAAGGAUCGAUGACUUCAGCGAGUCGUGCCCUCUCCUGGAGAUGAUGGCUCACAGAGCGAUGAAGCAGAGACACUGGGAACGCAUCGCUGACCUGACGCAGCACAAGUUUCACGUGGAUUCGGACACGUUCUGCCUUCAAAACAUAAUGGAGGCCCCACUGCUGAAACACAAAGAAGACAUAGAGGACAUCUGCAUCUCAGCAGUAAAGGAGAAGGAUAUCGAGGCCAAGCUGGCACAGGUGGUUGAUUUAUGGUACAGUCAGUUGCUCACAUUUAUGGCUUUUAAAGGCAGAGGAGAGCUGAUGCUUAAAGGAGCUGAGACGGCAGAAAUCAUCACUGCCAUGGAGGACAGUCUGAUGGUGCUUGGAUCACUUCUAAGCAACAGAUACAACACUCCUUUUAAGAAAGACAUCCAGAACUGGGUUUUUAAGCUCUCCACAUCAUCAGACAUCAUCGAGCAGUGGCUGCUUGUUCAGAACCUGUGGGUGUACCUGGAGGCCGUGUUUGUGGGUGGAGACAUUGCCAAGCAGCUUCCACAGGAAGCGAAGCGCUUCCAGAACAUCGAUAAAUUAUGGAUAAAGAUCAUGCAGAGAGCCCAUGAGAUCCCCAGUGUGGUGCAGUGCUGCGUGGGAGAUGAGACCAUGAGCCAGCUUCUACCUCACCUGCAGGAGCAGCUUGAACUCUGCCAGAAAUCUCUCACAGGCUACCUGGAAAAGAAACGACUGCAGUUCCCCCGCUUUUUCUUUGUGUCCGAUCCUGCUUUACUGGAAAUCCUCGGACAAGCCAGUGACUCUCACACCAUCCAGGCUCAUCUCCUGGGAGUGUUCGACAACGUCAGUGAGGUGGAGUUUCAUGUCAAGGACUACGACAAGAUUUUGGCGGUGAUCUCUCAGGAGGGCGAGAAAGUACCCCUGGACAAACCAGUAAUGGCGCGCGGUCCUGUGGAACUCUGGUUGGGAGAGUUACUGGUGCAACAGCAAGCCUCACUGCACUCAGUCAUAAAAGCAGCUCAGCUGCAGAUUAAUGAGCCCGACUUCCAGCUCCUCACCUUCCUUAACCAGGUCCAAGCUCAGGUGAAAAUGAACAUCAGGUCCCUCGGUGACUUUGAAUGGCUGAAGCAGAGCAGAUUUUAUUUCCGGGAGGAUCAGGAUCACGUCGCAGUGUCGAUCACGGACGUCGACUUCAUCUAUCAGAACGAGUUUUUAGGCUGCACGGACAGGCUGGUCAUCACUCCUCUUACAGACAGGUGUUACAUUACCUUAGCUCAGGCGUUAGGUAUGAGUAUGGGCGGAGCUCCUGCUGGUCCGGCUGGGACGGGCAAAACCGAAACCACCAAAGACAUGGGCCGCUGCCUGGGGAAGUACGUCGUGGUCUUUAACUGCUCCGACCAGAUGGACUUCAGAGGACUGGGCAGGAUUUAUAAAGGUCUGGCUCAGUCUGGGUCCUGGGGAUGCUUCGAUGAGUUUAACAGGAUCGACCUGCCCGUGCUGUCGGUCGCUGCACAGCAGAUCCACAUCGUCCUGAGCGCUCGCAAAGAGCGCAAAGCUCAGUUCCUCUUCACCGACGGAGACUGUGUGGAUCUGAACCCCGAAUUCGGACUCUUUAUUACCAUGAACCCGGGCUACGCCGGUCGCCAGGAACUGCCCGAAAAUCUAAAGGUGCAGUUCAGGACCGUUUCUAUGAUGGUUCCUGACAGACAGAUCAUCAUGAGAGUCAAACUGGCCAGCUGUGGUUUCAUCGAGAACGUUAUACUGGCUCAGAAGUUCUUUGUGCUUUAUAAACUGUGUGAGGAGCAGCUCACGAAGCAGGUUCACUAUGAUUUUGGGUUGAGGAACAUUCUGUCGGUUUUGAGGACUCUGGGAGCUGAGAAACGGGCUCGACCCUCAGACUCUGAGUCCAGCAUCGUGAUGAGGGUUCUGCGUGACAUGAACCUCUCCAAACUGGUGGAUGAAGACGAGCCUCUGUUUCUCAGUCUGAUCAGUGACCUGUUUCCUGGGAUUCAGCUGGAUAACAGCACCUACGCUGAGCUGCAGGCUGCAGUCGCCACACAAGUGCAACAAGCAGGAAUCGUUAAUCACCCGCCGUGGAACCUCAAGCUCAUACAGUUAUACGAGGCGUCGCGGGUGCGUCACGGCCUGAUGACCCUCGGCCCGAGCGGAGCCGGAAAGACGACCGCCAUUAACAUCCUCAUGCGCGCCAUGACAGAGUGCGGCGCUGCUCACAGAGAGAUGAGGAUGAACCCCAAAGCCAUCACCGCGCCCCAGAUGUUCGGCCGUCUGGACGCCGCUACCAACGACUGGACCGACGGGAUCUUCUCCACCCUGUGGAGGAAAACUCUCAGAACUAAAAAGGGAGAAAACAUCUGGAUUGUGCUGGAUGGGCCAGUAGACGCCAUCUGGAUCGAGAACCUGAACUCGGUGCUGGACGACAACAAAACUCUGACCCUGGCGAACGGUGACCGGAUCCCUAUGUCCCCGAGCUGUAAGCUGGUGUUUGAGGUGCACAACAUGGACAAUGCUUCUCCCGCUACCGUCUCCAGAGUGGGCAUGGUGUUCAUGAGCUCCUCCGCUCUCAGCUGGAGACCCAUUCUGCAGGGCUGGACCAACAAGCGCAGUGCUCAGGAAGCUGACAGCCUGAUGAGCCUGUAUGAUAAGAUAUUUGAAGAUGCUUAUAUAUUCAUGAAACAAAACCUCAAGCCAAAAAUGCAGCUCUUGGAGUGCAACUACGUUAUGCAGUCGGUAAACCUGCUGGAGGGUCUGAUUCCUCCUAAAGAUGCUGGAGGCACGUUGAGCAGCGAGCACCUGGAGCGCCUCUUCGUGUUCUGCAUGAUGUGGAGUCUGGGAGCUCUGCUGGAACUGGAUGACCGGGACAAGAUGGAGCUGUUCGUUCGCUCUCAUGAAAGCAAGCUUGACCUGCCACCGACAGAGCCUGGCCAGACCAUGUUCGAGUACAUGGUCAAUCAGAACGGUGACUGGGAUCACUGGAGUAAAUACGUCGUGCAGUACGUCUACCCCACAGACUCGGCACCAGACUACACGUCCAUUCUCGUUCCCAACGUGGACAACACCAGAACGAGCUUCCUGAUUGAGGCCAUCGCAAAACAGCGCAAGGCUGUUCUCCUCACCGGUGAACAGGGGACUGCCAAGACGGUCAUGAUUAAGGCCUACACGAAGAAAUACAACCCUGAGAUGGAUCUGUUCAAAUCCAUGAACUUCUCCUCCGCCACGGAGCCGAUCAUGUUCCAGCGGGCAGUAGAGAGUUACAUAGAGAAGCGGCUGGGCAGCACAUACGGACCCCCCGGCAGACGGAGACUGACCGUUUUUAUUGAUGACAUCAACAUGCCUGUCGUCAAUGAAUGGGGAGAUCAGAUCACAAAUGAAAUAGUGCGUCAGACGAUGGAGAUGUCGGGCAUGUACAGUCUGGAUAAACCCGGUGAUUUCACCACCAUAACAGACGUUCAGAUGAUGGCCGCCAUGAUCCAUCCCGGCGGUGGCAGGAACGAUAUUCCUCAGAGACUGAAGAGACAGUUCACAGUGUUUAACUGCACGCUUCCGGCCAACUCCUCCAUCGACAUGAUCUUCGGAAUUAUUGGCUGUGGAUAUUUCCAUCAGUGUCGAGGAUUUACACCAGAGAUCUCUGACACUGUACAGCGUCUCGUACCCGCUUCCCGGAUUCUCUGGCAAUGGACCAAGGGGAAGAUGUUGCCCACUCCAUCAAAGUUUCACUACUUCUUCAACCUAAGAGAUCUGUCCAGGAUUUGGCAGGGCAUGCUGAAGAUCAGAGCAGAAGAGUGUGAGACAGUCGCCACCCUCCUGUCCUUGUUCAAGUGUGAAUGCACUCGAGUCAUCGCAGACCGGUUUGUGUGUGAGGAGGAUAAGCACUGGUUCGAGAAGUCUAUAGCCCAGGUCAUUCAGGAACACGUGGAUCCUGCUUUGGUGCCACACCUCCACCCCGACCCUUACUUUGUGGACUUCCUGAGAGAGGCUCCAGAGCCUACAGGAGAGGAGGCUGAUGACGCCUGUCUCGACGCUCCCAAAAUCUAUGAACUGGUGCCGGACUUCCAGUUCCUGUCGGAGAGACUGCGGUUCUAUCAGAGCCAGUAUAACGAGGCUGUUCGGGGCUCACAUCUGGACCUGGUCUUCUUUACUGAUGCCAUGACCCACCUCAUCAAGAUCUCCCGCAUCAUCAGGACCGAUGGAGGAAGCGCUCUGCUGGUGGGAGUGGGAGGGUCGGGCAAGCAAAGCCUUUCACGGCUCGCGUCGUACAUCGCCGGUUACAGGAUAUUCCAGAUUACACUCACUAGAACCUAUAACAUCAGCAACCUGAUGGAUGACCUGAAAGUGCUGUUCAGAACGGCCGGCGCUGAAGGAAAAGGCGUCACGUUCAUCUUCACGGACAACGAGAUAAAAGACGAGGCCUUCCUAGAGUACCUUAACAAUGUUUUGUCAUCUGGAGAGGUCUCGAACCUUUUUGCUCGUGAUGAACUGGACGAGAUAACACAGAAUCUCAUCCCCGUAAUGAAAAAGGAGACGCCCCGAGUGCCGCCCACCUUUGAUAAUCUGUAUGAAUACUUCAUCUCCCGGGCCAAAAAGAACCUCCAUGUGGUGCUGUGUUUUUCCCCGGUGGGGGAGAAGUUCCGCUCCCGCUCUCUGAAGUUCCCCGGACUGAUAUCCGGAUGCACCAUGGACUGGUUCACCCCGUGGCCGAGUGAAGCCCUGAUGGCCGUGUCCCAGUAUUUCCUCUCGGACUUCCACAUGGUCUGUUCGCCUGAGGUGAAGACUGCGGUGGUCCAGACUAUGGCCGUCUAUCACGACAGAGUCUCCUCCACCUGCGAGAGCUACUUUGAGAGAUUCAGACGAAGGGCCCACGUCACCCCGAAAUCCUACCUGUCCUUCAUCAAUGGAUACAAAACCCUCUAUACAGAGAAGCACACCCACAUCAACACUCUUGUUGAGCGCAUGAAUGUCGGUCUAGCCAAGCUAAUGGAAGCCAGCGAAUCCGUCGCGCAGCUGUCCAGAGACCUGGUGGUGAAGGAGCAGGAGCUGGCGUUGGCCUCGGCCCGAGCCGACAAGGUCCUCAAGGAGGUGACUGUGAGCGCCGAGGCCGCCUCUGUGGUCAAAAACGAGGUGCAGGUGGUGAAGGAUAAAGCGCUGAAGAUCGUGGAGGAAAUCGAGAAGGAAAAAGGUGUGGCAGAGCUGAAGCUGCAGGCGGCUGAACCUGCACUCAUGAAAGCUGAGGCGGCUUUAAACACCAUCAAACCGGCCGAUAUCGCAACAGUGAGGAAACUGUCCAAGCCACCACAUUUAAUCAUGAGAAUUAUGGACUGCUGUCUGCUUCUCUUCCGCAAGAAGCUGGACCCCGUCGUCAUGGAUCCAGAGAGGCACUGCCUUAAGCCCUCCUGGAGCGAAGCCAUGAAGCUGAUGAGCGGCGGCGGCUUCCUGACGUCACUGCAGCAGUUUCCUAAGGACACGAUAACCGAAGAGACGAUGGAGCUGCUGGAGCCGUACUUCCAGAUGGAGGAUUACACGCUGGAGAACGCCAGUAAAGUGUGCGGAAACGUGGCGGGUCUGCUGUCCUGGACACAGGCUAUGGCCACCUUCUUCAGCAUCAACAAGGAGGUGCUGCCACUGAAGGCUAAUCUCAGCGUUCAGGAGAACAGGCUAACGGCAGCUAAUAAGGAACUGGCUAACGCUCAGGCCCAGCUGGAUGAAAAGCAGGCAGAGCUGGACAUGGUGCUGGCCAAAUUCGAAGCAGCCAUGAAGGAGAAGCAGGAUCUGCUGAACGACGCCGAAUCGUGCAGAAAUAAAAUGCAGACGGCCUCCGCUCUGAUCGACGGGCUGAGCGGGGAGAAAGUGCGCUGGACCGAGCAGAGCAGAGAGUUCACCUCACAGAUCAGCAGGCUGGUUGGAGACGUCCUGCAGCUGACCGGCUUCCUGUCCUACUGUGGUCCGUUCAACCAACAGUUCCGUAACAUGCUGCUGAAGGAGAUCUGGGAGGCCGAGCUCACGAAGAAGAACAUUCCCUUCACUGAAAACCUGAACCUGAUCUCCAUGCUGGUGGACCAGCCCACAAUCAGCGAGUGGAAUCUGCAGGGCCUUCCGGGUGAUGACCUGUCGGUGCAGAACGGCAUCAUUGUCACCAAAGCUACCCGCUUCCCCCUCCUCAUCGACCCCCAGACUCAGGGCAAGGCUUGGAUCAAGAAGAAGGAGAAAGCCAACGAGCUCCAGGUCACGUCUCUGAAUCACAAGUACUUCCGCACCCAUCUGGAGGACAGCCUGUCCCUGGGUCGCCCUCUGCUCAUCGAGGAUGUACCCGAGGAGCUGGACCCAGCGCUGGAUAACGUGCUGGAGAAGAACUUCAUCAAGUCUGGAUCCUCCUACAAGGUUAAAGUCGGAGACAAAGAGAUCGACGUGAUGGACGGCUUCCAACUCUACAUCGCCACCAAGCUGCCCAACCCGUCCUACACGCCCGAGGUCUGUGCCAAAACCUCCAUCAUCGACUUCACCGUGACCAUGAAGGGCCUGGAGAACCAGCUGCUGGGCAGAGUCAUCCUGACCGAGAAAUACGAACUGGAGGCUGAGAGGCUGAAUCUGAUGCAGGACGUCACGGCCAACAAGAGGAAGAUGAAAGAGCUGGAGGAUAAUUUGCUUUACAAGCUCAGCACCACAAAAGGCUCUCUGGUCGACGACGAGUCCAUGAUCGGGAUCUUGAGAGUCACUAAGGAAACAGCAGCGGAGGUGAGCGAGAAGCUCAACGUGGCCACCGAGACGGAGACGAAGAUCCUCGCCGCUCAGGAGGAGUACCGUCCCGCGGCGUCCCGCGGCAGCAUCCUCUACUUCCUCAUCACAGAGAUGAGCAUGGUCAACGUCAUGUACCAGACCUCGCUCGCCCAGUUCCUCAGGAUCUUCGACCUCUCCAUGUCGAGGUCAGAAAAAACCCCCCUGACCCAGAAGCGCAUCGCUAACAUCAUCGACUGUCUGACGUACGAGGUGUUCAGAUACACGGUCCGAGGCCUGUACGAGAAUCACAAGUUCAUCUUCACUCUGCUGCUGGCUCUCAAGAUCGAUCUGCAGAAGGGCAACAUCAAGCACAGCGAGUUCCAGAUUCUUAUUAAAGGUGCCACCUGAGACAGAAAGCUACAGCACACGAGGGAAUAUUUAUCCCUCUGUCUCUUUAACUUUCUAAUUUAAUGCCCUAAACUCAUUUUUAACUCGCACAG